UNUAUGAAAUCAUUAACACUAAUAUUCCUAUUCGAUUUAGCUGCUGUUAUGUUAGUGAACGGUGCUCCAGCUAAUGAUAAAAAUGAUGGCACUAAUUCCAAACUAAAGAAGAUUACUUCCUCAACUACAAUUUUUCCAUCGUCUACAAUUUUCCCAUCGUCUACAAUUUUUCCAUCGUCUACAAUUUUCCCAUCAUCUACAAUUUUUCCGUCAACUACGAUGUCUACGUUUAACAAAUGUAACAUAGUCUGCACAACUGACUACAAACCAAUUUGUGGAUCUGAUGGCGAUAAAAUAAACUUAAGCUUUGGAAACAAAUGUGUACUGGAUAAAUAUAACUGUGAACACGAAAUAAGUAAGUGUUUAAGAUCAAUACGAUAAGAUUUAUUAAAUAAA
Daktulosphaira vitifoliae (grape phylloxera) is the source of this 396-nucleotide messenger RNA. RefSeq lists its product as uncharacterized. Bases 4 to 381 code for a protein of 125 amino acids. NCBI's taxonomy places the organism in Eukaryota, Metazoa, Arthropoda, Insecta, Hemiptera, Phylloxeridae. The record is from RefSeq and is a predicted model, not a curated record. The transcript is spliced from 2 exons. Gene Ontology annotation, molecular function: protein binding.